Molecule: messenger RNA, 2485 nt
Organism: Bombus pyrosoma
Lineage: Eukaryota; Metazoa; Arthropoda; Insecta; Hymenoptera; Apidae
Gene: 26-29-p
Product: digestive cysteine proteinase 1
Exons: 14
Coding region: 739-2388 (549 amino acids)
Biological process (GO): immune response
Cellular component (GO): lysosome
Molecular function (GO): cysteine-type endopeptidase activity
Source: RefSeq, a predicted model, not a curated record
UGGUGUAUAUGCGUGUAACUUAAAUAGUCUUAUCUUGUAGCUCUUUUCGAUAUCGUUUCAGUAAAUUGUUCAUUUGUAGAAUUAUUCAUUUUCCAAUCUCUUAUCACCGUGUUCGUAAUAUCCUUGUUCUACAAACAAUUAAUAAUAACGAAAUAUACUGAUUAUAUCGAUUCGUUUGUAAACACUUUAAAGUUCUUUCAAACAUUCUUAACUAUACAUGAAGUAUAACAAUAUUUCAAAGUUUACUUGUUAGAAUAAACUUUUAAAAUUUCUUAUACACCAUCGUACAAGGAAAUAAUUAAAAAUUUAUUCACAUUAUAAAAAUACCAGAUCAAGAAAUUCCGCAUAUUGCAAUCAGUAUUGCAAACAUUGCAAGUUAUUAUCUGUUGAGGACACAGUAUUAAUACAUUCUUAAAUGAUCUAUAAGAAAUAUACAUCCCGACAAAUUAGAAAACAUCACACCAUAUUCCAUUUCAGUGGUGGUGGUGGUGGUGGUAGUAGUGGUAACGGUGGCUUGUAACGUCCCUAUCAGUUCAUGAUCGUCUUCUAUAUAAGUUCAACGGUCACGGGUAGUGUUCGUAUUUACAUGCAACAAUUUUGAAGUGAAUGUUAGUACAUAUUAUGAAAAGCAGUUUACAAAAAAUUUUGCUAUUAGGCUUUCUUGUUACUGUUCACUAUUUUGAUUGAUUUGAAGUAUUCGGAAGAUCUAUUGUAAACUACUGCACAUUAAGUACAAAAAUGGGUACUUUUACAAUCAUUUUUACAUUGAUAGCAAUAGGUAUCUCUUGCAUUGGGGCUGUGAAGUCUCCAACAUUUAGCAAUACUUACACAUUAAAAGGAACUUUAUAUAUUCCAUAUGCUGAAAUCCGAGAACCGUUUUAUGCAUGGUAUGAUGGCAAAAGUGGAUCUAGUAGAAUCGAUUAUUAUGGAGGAAUGGUCAAGACUUUCCAAUUAUCACACAAAGGAUCAUAUGGAAAAAGCAUAAAAAUUGCUCCAAUAACUACAGAAUCUGUCCUGAAUGAGGAAACAUGUCUUGAAGUAAAUGGUACUAAAGAAAUUAAGGUUCAACCUCAAGCUAUUAUUCCAGACACAACUGAAAUGGAGUGUAUUGGAGAAGAAGUGAUUAAUGGUUUAUUAUGUGAAAAAUGGAGACUGGAACAGGAGAUUGAUGGAAAAUUAAACAAAUAUACUUUUUGGAUAAGAUAUAAGAAAUCUCCACGUGUACCUGAUUUUAAAGAACCAAUUCCUGUAAGGUACGAGAUGAAAGGAUUCAACAGUCUUUUGGGCUCUCACUAUGAUCAUUACUAUUUGGAUUAUGACUGGUACUCUUCUGAAAAACCUAGUUCAGAAGUGUUUGAAGUUACAACAAAUAUGACAUGUGUUGGUUUUCCCGGACCUGGAGACAAACAUGUAUAUACAUUUAAUCCUAUGCGUGAGUUUGUUCACAAUUAUGACACUCACGUAAAUGAAGCAUUUGAAGAUUUCAAAAAAGCUCAUAACAAAGAAUAUGUAAAUCAUGUAGAUCAAUUGAUGCGUAAAGAAGUAUUUAGGCAAAAUUUAAGAUUUAUUCAUUCGACCAACCGAGCUAAUAAAGGCUACCAAUUGAGUGUUAAUCAUUUGGUAGAUCGUACUGAGUUAGAAUUAAAAGCUUUACGUGGCAAACAAUAUACUGCACAUUACAAUGGAGGACAACCUUUCCCACACAAUGCUGAAAAAGAAGUAACCGAAGUCCCAGAUAGUUUAGAUUGGAGGCUCUAUGGUGCUGUUACUCCUGUUAAAGAUCAAUCUGUUUGUGGAUCUUGCUGGAGUUUUGGUACAACUGGUGCUGUUGAAGGCGCGUACUAUAUGAAGUACGGUAAAUUAGUGCGUUUGUCUCAACAGGCGCUUAUUGAUUGUUCAUGGGGCUACGGAAAUAAUGGUUGUGAUGGAGGUGAAGAUUUCAGAUCAUAUCAAUGGAUUAUGAAGCAUGGAGGUUUGCCUACUGAAGAUGAUUAUGGUGGUUAUCUUGGUCAAGACGGUUACUGUCACAUAAAUAAUGCUACACUGACAGCCAAAAUUACUGGCUAUGUAAAUGUUACAUCAGGCGAUGCUAAUGCUCUAAAAGUUGCCAUUGCUAAGCAUGGUCCAAUUUCAGUCGCAAUUGACGCAUCCCAUAAAACAUUUUCAUUCUAUUCCCAUGGCGUAUACUACGAUGAGUCUUGUGGUAAUACGGAAGAGAGUCUGGAUCAUGCAGUUUUAGCUGUAGGUUAUGGCAGCUUAAAUGGAAAGGAUUAUUGGUUGGUCAAAAAUUCAUGGUCAAAUUACUGGGGCAACGAUGGUUACAUUCUUAUGUCUCAAGAAAAAAAUAACUGUGGUGUAUUAACAGCUCCAACAUAUGUUACUAUGUAAGAAAAAUAAAUAACACUAUCUUUAUUUUUUUAAUAUGAAUGUAUAAGAAAAGAGAUUGUUGAAAAUCGAAAAUAUACAUUCGUUUUUAACGAUAAAA